UGUGAGAACAGGCAGGAGAGAAAUUCAUCCGGUGACGAAGAAUGAAGGGAUAUUAUUGUGUUUCUAGAACGUAUAAGGGAUUAUAAGUACUGAAGGAACAUAUUCAAACUAAGGGAUCUGAUCAUGUAACUCGAGAACAAGCUGCAGUAGCCAAUGGCUGUAGCUGCUACGAUGAAGGUCACCAAAUUUGAUGAGUGCAGCGAGAAGGACCUUGAGUUCGAGCCGGAGCCAGAACCGCGCACGAACUCACGAUGUCCAGAUGGAGGCUGGGGAUGGGUGAUUGUGUUCGCCUCAUUUAUGUGCAAUGUUAUUGUUGACGGUAUAUGUUUUACGUUUGGACAGUUUGUACAAGACAUUAUAACGUACUAUGAUGCUGGUCAUUGGAAAGCGACACUUGUCGGGUCGCUACUGGUGGGAUGCUACUUGUUGGCUGGACCGAUUGGUGGUGCCCUGGCCAAUAGAUUUGGGUGUCGUAAAGUGACAAUAUUCGGGGCAAUUCUGGCUUGCGCCGGGUUCCUCAUCAGCAUGUCUGCGCCCUCAAUAGAAAUCCUGGUCUUGACCUACGGCAUCAUUGCUGGUGCAGGUCUGGGAUUGAUUUACUUGCCAGCCAUAGUUAUCAUAGGUUACUGGUUCGAACGCAAGCGUGCAUUUGCAACAGGUAUUGCACUCUGCGGGUCAGGAAUCGGCACCUUGAUCUUUGCACCUCUAAACAAAUACUUACGGGAGGAAUAUCAUUGGAAACAGUGCACAAUGAUCGUGGCUGGCAUUGUUUUACAGUGUGUCAUUUGUGGUGCUUUGUUCCGUCCACUGGAGCGACCAACAGUAAAACGUAUGAAACGUGGUGUAGUGCAGAGAGGCUCUAUCAUGAAAGCUCUCAUUUUAGAGAAAGAACGACAGCGAACCAUUAGUAACGGCUCUCUAGAUAAUUGUAUCAUCACAAAAGACAAUAGACUUAUCAAAAUUGACAAGAUAGACUUACGAAAUAAGAGUUCUUCAUAUAUUAAUCGACUCAAAGAACACUUAGGUUACAGCUCUCGCAGUUUGCUGCGGAGUAAAAACAGUCUUAUAAUUCAUGGGAAUGGAGUUACCAAUGGUAGUGUCAGUGGAAGUGCAUGUUCCACACCCCAGAGGACGGGAAGCUUUGUUUCAACUCAUCCAUCACUUGUAAUGCCAUCCCCGGAAACUCCACCGUCUGAAGAACCUAAAAAAGUAUCCCCUCAAAAAAGACGAAAACGGGAUUAUGAAAGACGUUUGGAGAGAAGGGACAGUGGUUGUGGAAGUCUGGAGUCUCCAAAAGCAAGGAGUUAUGACGCUCUGCCACAAGACGACCCAUGGGAAAAAUUAUCUCAAGAAGGAUCUUUGAAUACAAAGAGCCUAAGUUCGAACACGCUGAACAGUCAAGACAAUGUUAGUCUGUCAUUGCCUAAUGGAAAGACAAAUGGAAGUUUUUAUAAUGUUGCUGAUAAUAAUGGCAACUCUAGAUCUCAAUCCAACAACCAUUUGUUGCCGCCCCAGUGCAUUCUGGGAUCGUCUGUAAUGACUGUACCACCACAGUACAGUGCUAGUGUGCAGACGAUUGAGAAUUACGAAGAGAGAGACAUACCUGUUUGGAUACAGAGUUUGAGUACGAUGUUUGACUUGUCGCUGUUGAAGGAGAAAGCCUUUGUAUUAUACGCAUUAACCAGCUUCCUCAACAUGCUUGGAUUUUUCAUUCCUUACUUUUUCUUACCUGAAAAAGUGCGUAACAUGCCAAAAGAAGACAGCUCGACUCCUGACCCAGAAUCAUUUGUCCUCGCUGUAAUUGGUCUUUCCAACACUUUAGGCAGAGUUUUGGCGGGAUGGAUCGCUGACAGACCAUGGGCGAACUCAGUGCUCAUUAACAACUUAAGUCUCGUGCUAGCUGGUGUUAUUACAAUUCUUUGUCCAUUCUGUAACACAUACUCGCUGAUGAUUCUGUUUUCUUGUGGAUUUGGCCUGACAACAGCGGCCUUCUUGUCAUUACGUUCCAUUGUCCUUGUGGAUUUGAUCGGGCUGGAGAGACUGACCAGCUCAUUUGGUUUGUUGAUCCUGUUUCAGGGUGUCGCCUCCAUCGUAGGAUCACCAUUAGCUGGUUGGCUCAUGGACGCCACAAAUCAUAUUGAUUCUGUUUUCUACAUGUCUGGAAGCUUUCUCGCAUUGGCUGGAAUUUUGGGAUAUCCUUUAAUGCGGAUGAAACAUCGCCAACCUGCUUUACCUCCCCCGCAGGAUGACGUAGAACAGUAUGGCGAUGUGUCACAGGCACAGAUUGAGUAUGUGAAGCUUGGACAGAAGGAAACGGCUAUGUGAUUGUAUUUUGUGCUCCGUCACAAGGUGACAUUUUUAACUGUGGUUUGCCUGUGUUGCGGAAUUUUUCCAGGGACGGAACAAGACAACAGAUACUAGUCUACUUACUUCGUUGUGUAUGUGCGUUUAUGUAUAACUGACGACCAAUAUUGACUUGAAUGUUGUGAGGGUCUGGGAUACAGAAAGUCAAAUACCAGAAUUGGUUGACAGUGAAUUACGGAAACAGAAAUGCCAGAAUGAAAACAAAGUUGUUGGAUCUUUUUUGUUACCAUGGAAACAUGUAGAAAUGAGGAAAACAAACCUUUGUUGAAAAUACUUCAUGGAAACUACUUGAAAACUGAAAGAUGAAAUCUGACUAUGCUGUUCAAGUGUUGUUAACUUUCAGAAAAGUUUGGUACAUUUUAGUACCAGUGGGCUGAGAAUAUCGGUAGAAUACCGAACAAUAUUGUGUCAAGCAUAUUAAUGUUUGUUUACUCUGUUAAAUAGGGCUGUAUAUCAUGGACAGGCAAUUGUGCCAAGGUAUGUAAUGGUUCUGGAGACAGGUGAAGACUUACCAUGUUAACGUGGUUAUAAAUAGACUAGAUUUUGUUGAGAUAUCAUCAUAUAUAUAUGUGUGUACAUACAGAAUCACAUUUUAACUUUGACCUCUUUGACAAUAUAUGAACUUUGACCUUUUUACCUCUCACUGAAGAUCAAAAAGUGGACUAGAUGUUCGCAGUCAGUCCAUGUAUUCUUGUUAUAUUGAAUGUUGUGAAAGAGGAAAUGUCAUGGUCUGGCUGAAAAAUCUGUCAGACUCGAACAUUUUUGUGGAGGUUACACUGAUCAACUAUCAAACUUUUUUCAUAGUUGAGGUUUAAUGUGUUAUCUCUUAGGGUCGAUGGAUAAAUAUGCUUACGGCAGGGAACUUUUUUCUUUUAUUGUCUGGUGCUGCUGCACUUGGGUCAAGGGUCAAAGUUGAAGGUUUGAAUUGAUUUGGAAUCUAAGUUGUGAUGUAUUAAGUGAUCGAGGUGACAUCAGCUUGGAAGGACAGGUUGGAAGUUUUGAUGAAUGUGAUGAAUGCUUUAAGACUUAAAAUGUUUAUAUGAUUCUGUCCCCCCCCUCCCCCAGUCUCUGAAACACUUUUUAAACAGUUUUUUUUUUCUUCAAGUUUCUUUUAAUGGAAAAGCUGUUUACAUCCACUAUCAGCAGACAACAAUAUGUAGAUAUGUAUGUUUAUUUUAAGAUACUGCUUUGAGAAAAAGGAGGUGAAAUAUGUUAUGGAUGGACUUACUGCCUUCCUAAAUAUGCUGUUACAUAAAUAGUAACCUCAUCAAAAUUCUGGAUGUGUUAUUCAGGUUUUCAUUAUUCUGAAUUCCUUAAUUAUUGCCAUUGAUGCAUUUUCCUUAUCUAAGAGCUUGACUUCCUCUUGAGUUACUAAUGUCUUUUUAUUUGGAUUUUUUAGAGAAAUUCACUAAAAAUAUAUAUAUUCAACUAAAAAAAAAUUAAUUCAAAAUUCAUGAUUAUUUAUGUUAAAUCAUGCAGUGAAAUUUUUUUGACGUAAAUUUGUUCUGCAGAUUUUGUAUAUGUUUACAUGAUUGUGUUACUUAUGUUGAUAUCCAAUGAAGGUGAGUUUAGAACAUUGUUUGAAGGUCAAGGUCAUGGAAGCUUUCAGCACAUACAACAGUGCCUUUUGUGAUGUGAAAAUGGAUCUGUGCAGAAUGUUGGUGUGUUGGUCUUUGUGACACAGAAGUACAUAAUGAGAUUUUGAGGUGAAAAAAGAACAUGUAACUUGGCAUUAUUUUGUGAUGUUUACUCUGUGAGAUAGAUGUACAUGUUUUUGAUAAUGAACAGAGGCAGACACUUUUUGCUAGUGUUGGGGAAGUGAUGACAGAGACACAUCAGACAUGGAGUGACUAGAAAGGUCCUUAGUAUGGAAUUGUAAAAAUAAAAAAUCUUGUUGCGCAUGCAAAUGAUUAUCACACUCGGGACAUUUGUACAAAUUAAACCAUACAACACUUAUUGAAAAUAUUUCAAAGGGAGACAAUAAACUGAAUGAUAGCAGCGGCUAUACUUUAAACUUCUCUGAAGAAUGUCGACCUGUUUGAUAUAUUUGAAGAACAUGACUUUGAAAGGUGUUUUGUGUACUAGUUGAAAACUGGCAUUUUGCACAGAUUGUGAUGAGAGUGCGGGUGUACUGGUGUAGUUGUGAUAGUACAGUCUGUGCAUUGUUAAAGUAUACAUAUAUAUAUAUAUAUCUUUUUCAAAUAUACAAUUAUGAAUGAUAAUGAGUGUAUUAAUGAAUUCUGAUAUUCAAUUAAGCAAACAAAUGUUACAUGACUUCAUAUGUUUUGCUCAUGUGACUAUUUUUACAUUUCAUUGACCUUUAACCUUGAAAGGUGUGUAGGACAGUCCAGGUCAAGGUUGUUUACAAACUGCAGUGAAACAAGCAGUAUUGGACUUGAUGAACUUUGAUAACCUUUGACACCAAAUUUGAUUGGACUGGGCCUGCUCACCUGAAGGUCAAAGGUUACUGAACACUAAAGAAGGAUAUUUUGAUUUGUGUACAUAUAAAAUACUUUGAGUAGUGUAAUAAAUUACUAGGCUGUUUAGGUAGAUGUUGUUUUUUGGUAUAAAUGUAGCAUUAUAAAGCAUGUCUAUUUCAUAUGUUGUAUUUCAUUUAUAUUGUUUUACUUUGAUAUUCAAUAGAACAGAAUCUUGUCACAAUCCAAGAGUUUUACGUUUGUCCAAAGCUUAUUUUGACUCAAGUUUUUGGUAAUUUCUUUUUCGCGUAAUCUAGGUAUAUAUAUAAAAUAUCUGUAUUUAUUUUUCCGUUGAAAAGAAGUAAACGUUUAUGUUGGAAGAUUGAAGUUAUUGGACUAAAACAAAUCCAUGUCUUAAAGAGUAAUAAAUGAUUGAAUUGUGACAAAGUUCAAAUUGAUUUGAAAACUACUUGAAAAUAUUUCAUGUUUGCUUGAGUAUUUUAGGCUGUAGGCUGUUUUGCUUGUGAUAAUAAGGAUGACUGAGAAUUAGUGCUAAUCACUGUAUGUUAAUUUUUAUGUACCUUCAAAUUUCUUUUUCUUAUUUUAUUUGUUUUUAAAACUGUUUGAAUUGAAGGCCAGACAACCUUUGUUUUACCCAUUUGUGCUUUUUGUAUUUGUAACCUGUUUUUACGCUGUGACACACAUCAUCAAGAUUGUUUCAAUGGCCUUGUGAAAAUGGUACCAAUAGGACAUAAAGAUAAUGCUUCUAGAGGUUUCUAACAAAUCUGUGUUCUUCUCUAUCAGAGGUAAUGCAGUUAAGUUUUGUAAGCUCAAAUAUGGAUGAGAUGUUUUUCAGACAUAACUUGUCUUGUUUCAGUUAUAUACUCACAUAUUCCUACCCUGACAGUAUCUUUCAGUUUCUCCACCUUCAUCAACACUACCAGGCCUCACCUGGUUACCCUAAACUCACCCCUCCCCUACCUCACACCUAUCCCACCAGAUCUCCCUCCCUUUCCCUCGACAUCAUCCCUCCCUCGACAUCAUCCCUCCCUCCAAUCCCUCCCUCGACAUCAUCUCUCCCUCGGCAUAAUUCCUCCCUCCGAUCCCUCCCUCGACAUCAUCCCUCCCUCCAAUCCCUCCCUCGACAUCAUCCCUCCCUCAACAUCAUCCCCCCUCGACAUCAUCCCUCCCUCCAAUCCCUCCCUCGACAUCAUCCCUCCCUCAUUCCACCAGGCCCUGUUUCCCUAACUACUGUUCCCACUCCUUCACCCCAUCUAGCAUUACUGCUUUUACACCUGUCCAUUACAACCCCACUCUCUCAUAACACUUACUGUUUGCCCCUCCAUAGCAGCUCUCCUCUCCAUCCAGGUCCUCUCGUACUUAGCCUGUACCCAACCCCCACCCACCUACCCACACCUUCCACACACCCCCAGCAUUAUCUUUAACACAAUAUCCCCACCCCUACCUCUUGUACUGGUUUGAUAUUCACCCAGGCAACCCAUGUGUCACAUUUUCACAUUUCUUGUCUGAACGCACAGUUUUAUACUAACGAUAUGUUUGCUUUGUAAUGUGAAUCAUGUUUGAAAUUGUGCUGCAAGGACCAUUUGUUAAUAGAAUUGUAGAUAGUUGCACUGUUUGUCAGAUUUCUGCGAAGUGAAUUUUAGCUUACAAACAUUUUCAGGAUGACAAACACUUUUGGUGUGUGUGCAUGGUGACAUCUAUCAACAGUUUUUUUGUUGAUAAACUAUUGUGAAGUACAUAUUCAAACUAUGGUGAAGUACAACUAUGGUGAAGUACAACUAUGGUGAAGUACUAUGGUGAAGUACAACUAUGGUGAAGUACAACUAUGAUGAAGUACAACUAUGGUGAAGUACAUAUUCAAAAGAAAUAAAAAUCUUGGAUACAUUUAGUGCUAUAAUUUAAAAAGUGGGGGUAGCAAAAUAAUUAGACUUAUAACUUUUUCCUUUUUAUAAUUUUUUUCUUUUUUGUUUUAAAGAUAUUUAUUUUAUUUAAGAUGUACUUAAUAAUUCCAAUAUAAAAGGGUUCUUGCAUGGCUUUAUGCAGCUUGAGAAAUUGAUUGGUCAGUUUGUUUAAAAGUAUGAUUGAUUAGUAGAAUAACGUACAUACCUGGAGCAAUCAUUAGUUAGAUAACGUAGUGUUAAGUGUAAGCUAUAAUAGUAAGGUGUAUGUUUAAUUGUGUUUGAUAAGGUACGUAUGUAAGAAGUGAUUUGAUUGGUUGGUUUAUUAGAUAGCUAUGUUGUAUGUUAUUUGAUUGGUGGAAUAUAUGUCUUUUUCAGUGUGAAUGUGCUUAAUUAUGUUUAAAAAGUUCCUUGUCAGGUGCUUGUAACCAUAGAAACACAAACUGGAUGUUGACCAGGUGUCAUGUCAACCCUUCCACCCCUACAUAUGCCAUCAGCUGGUCUAAGAUGAAGCUAAGUCUGAUACAGACACAAAUAUCGAAGUGAGGUUUUCUUUCAAGUUCUCAAUGAAAUUUGUGAUAUAUCAAAUAGUUUUGAAAAUAUGCUUUCAACAUCUUCUCACACAAAACUUUUUUUUUAAUCAUUUUGGAAUCUAUUUAAUACAGGUAUAUUUCGCUUGGUAUGGUUGGAUUUGGAACUUUAAGGUUGUGUAAGUUGCUGUUUGAUCUUGAUAUGAUCAAACGAUGUGGUUUUCGUAUUUGCUUUCAUAAUUGUAUUUCGGGAAUUUUUUUGUGAAAUGUCUUAAAAUCAGCAUUCUGAUAAGUGUAAAGUAUACUUUGUAUGACUUUUGAAUUAAUGAUAUUCAUUUAUGUUAAAUAUCUCCAAACUGAACAUUUAACUGUUUUAUAAAGAUAUUUUGGACAGUUUGGAAGAUAAUGCUGAAAAAAUCAGUUGGAUUUUCCUCGAAAUAUGAUUAUUGAAAGUGUUGUACACAGAAUGAAAAACAGUGACAUAUGUCAUAUGCUUCAUAGUAGAAAAUAGUGGAUUUUUUUCUUCUCAUCAUUUAUGCAGUUACCAGCAUUUGAUUUCCGCUGCCCGUAGUAUCUAAACAUAUAGAAGGCUAAUCAUUUACAGGACGUUUCUGGGUACGUUGACGAAGGAACCAAUCCAUACACUAAUAUUUCAAAGUCGAUCUAUAAUUUGACAUCUUCAUAUUGCAUAUCAUUUGAAUUUUAGACCAAAUGGAUUAAAUGUUCCCUCAAGCGAUCCCCGAAAAAGUCUUCAAAAUUUUGAGUUAUGCGACAAAUCUGACUAACAUAGGGCAUUAAAGUUAGAUUACAUUAAGUUUUUCUCCAAAUCUGAAUAUUCCUUUUACAACCGACCUUUGAUUGAUAGUGAGAGAUAGUUAAUUUGAAGAUGUUUAUCAUUUUGUUUUUUGAUUGGCCAGUAGAAAUAAUUACAGAGCAAAAUGACAAAAGUUAUACGAUAAGGUCGUUUGUAGACAGAAGUUUGGUUUGGUGUUGUUAUUUGCAUUGAUGGGUUUAAGAAUUUGGUAACAGAUUCAUUUUAGUAUUUUCCUCAAUGUUGUAUUGUUUCUCUGAUCUCCUCUUGCUUUUGAGUGUUUACUGGGAAUUUCAGAAGUAUAAAAGUCCUGAAAAAAUGUAGACAUUUCAGAAACUUCCAUACACUGAAGUUGAAAACAUUUUCUUGAUAGGUCUAUUUUCUUGUAUUCAUUUUGUUCUUAUAUUGUGGAAAAAUCUUUAUAAAGUAUAGGGCAUGUAUAAAAGACUCAAAAGUGUAUAGGAUCUGUCAGUACAAAUAGAUAGCGUAUGAUAAAUUAAUCUGUAUCAUACAGAUGUUUUAGAUAGAGUAUGAUAAAUUAAUCUGCAUCAUACAGAUGUUUUAGAUAGAGUAUGAUAAAUUAAUCUGCAUCAUACAGAUGUUUUAGAAAGAGUAUGAUAAAUUAAUCUGCAUCAUACAGAUGUUUUAGAUAGAGUAUGAUAAAUUAAUCUGCAUCAUACAGAUGUUUUGGUUUUUUUAUUGGCUAUUAUAUAACAUUGAUAUAAUGGAAGAAUGGAACUUUGUUAGAUAUUAGAAUUAAUCCUGAUUUCAAGUUGUCAUUUCAAAGUCGGAAAUUUAUAAACGUCGUAGAUUAUCAGAAGUUCUAAGAGUUAUUUUUAACAGGAGAUUGUAUUUUAUACAAAGUGAAAGUACUUUCUCAUCCAGGUAAAAACUAUCUUUUAAAGGCAUUUUAUCUUCAACAAUAUUGUCCACCUCCUUAGUUGAAUUACAACACUAAAAUAUGGGCUGUUUACAUUAUAAAGACCCAGGAUGUGUUGUAAUUCCUCUGUACUAUAGAGUUUUAAACUAUCAAACACUCCACUGUUAUCGUUCAUGUCUGGAGUGGAAAAAAUGUACAUGUCAUGUUUAGCUGAUUGGGUUCCGAGCAGCAUAGCUUGGAUUUCGAACUGCAGAGAUCUGUAUGUGAGGAUUAAAUGGACAUGUUGCAGCCCUAUACACUCAUGUUAGUUUUAGUCUGGUGUAAAAGUCGAAUACAGUAUUCCUCCCCAAUUGGGUUUACUGUGCUGUAAGCUUUUCAAUUUAAAUACUAGGUGGCGCUCAGGUAUUAUAUAGAUGGCGCUUUUCAUUCAGAAAAAUACAAACUUAUUGUCAAUCAUGUUUCAAGUUACAUUGAGAAAUAAAUUGUUUAAAAAGAUA
Ylistrum balloti is the source of this 9418-nucleotide messenger RNA. Its product is annotated as monocarboxylate transporter 4-like. NCBI's taxonomy places the organism in Eukaryota, Metazoa, Mollusca, Bivalvia, Pectinida, Pectinidae. Gene Ontology annotation, molecular function: monocarboxylic acid transmembrane transporter activity. The transcript has 7 exons. Gene Ontology annotation, biological process: monocarboxylic acid transport; transmembrane transport. The coding region runs from base 154 to 2325 and encodes 723 amino acids. The record is from RefSeq and is a predicted model, not a curated record.